Messenger RNA from Cetraspora pellucida, 217 nucleotides. Lineage: Eukaryota; Fungi; Glomeromycota; Glomeromycetes; Diversisporales; Gigasporaceae. The record is from the annotation of a GenBank genome assembly.
UAAUCAUCCCAUGUUUGACAAAGCGAGAUCAGUAUACGCAAACAAUUUAAAAGCUCAAGAUUAUCAUCGAUUCCAUCGAGAAAAAGGUUCUGAGAUUAACCAACGAUUACAUGUGUCUAAAGCCAUAAAACUUGUGGCUGAAAAUUUUAAAAGCUCCUACAUUGCCCUUGUGGCUUUAUGUGACGGGAAAUGGAAAGAAAUGUUAACAGUUAUAUAA